UGAUUUAUUCUGGUAAAUUGUUGUGAAACACUUACUCAACAGAGACCAGCUUUGUCAACUCUGUGCCUAUCACUCCAGAACUGCUUAAAAGUGACUGUGGAGCAUUAAGACCUCCUGAGGACUGCCAGAGACACAUUGUUCCUCAUUUUCAACACUCCUACAAGAUGUCAGGCAGGAUAAUGCUGCUGUACAUAGCUCUGGUUAUAGGAAUUACUGGUGAGGUCACUGCAUCGGCCGGUGAUAAAUUACGUUGGUGCACUACUAGUGAGAAAGAACAGACUAAGUGCAAUGAGUGGACAUCAGUCAGCUGUGUCCAGGCUGACUCCAUGGAAGACUGCAUUCAGAAAGUCGCGUUGGCUGAAGCUGAUGCUGUUGUUCUGCACAGUGCAAGAAUGCUUGUUGCAGAAAAGUGUGGUCUGGUCCCAGUCAUGACUGAAUAUUAUAACAAAGGGAAUCUUGAACCUUGCAGGAGCUCAGCACCAUACACAGAGCCAUUUAUGUAUAUAGUGGCUGUUGUGAAGGAUCAAACUUUGACCUGGGACACCCUGAAAGGCAAGAAAUCAUGCAUCACAGCUCUUAACCGAACUGGUUGGAUUAUUCCAAUGGGGUGGUUGAUUGCCCAGGACAAAAUCAAAAACUGCAGCCUUUACAACUCCACAUAUUUCAGUGAAAGCUGUGUGCCUGGGGCAGAUCCCGAGAGCAACCUAUGCUCCCUUUGUGCUGGCCAAGAGCACUCCUCACCACCUGGAAUGGACAAGUGUGUCUUUAACUUCAAUGAGCGAUACUUUGGCUACCCUGGUGCUUUUAGAUGCCUGGUGGAAAAGGGCGAUGUUACUUUCCUCGUUCAUACAACUGUCUUUGAGAACACUGAUGGUAAUUCACAAGAGGAGUGGGCUACGGGUCUCAGGUCCAGUGAUUUUAAGCUGCUGUGCUUAAAUGGCACUCAGGCUCCAGUAACAGAUUAUAAGACGUGCCACUUGGCUCAAGUACCAGCUCGAGCAGUUGCAUCCCGUGCUGAGUCAAGGCGUCAAGUCCUGCAGUUUUUAAAGGACCAGCAACUCAAACACGGCCAUGGGGGAUCUGAGGAGGACCAGUUUGCAAUGUUCAGUUCGACCAAGUUUCAUGGCAAGGGUCUUCUGUUUUUGGAUAUGACUCAGUGUCUGAUUGAAGUGCCCACCGCAAGUUUCUCUCAAUUACUGCGUGAGUGGUAUGUCACAGCAACAGAAGGACUCUACAGCUGUGAACCUCCUGUUUCCCCUGAAAUCUAUCGCCUUGGUCGUUGCCAACAUUGAGUUGGUUAUGGUUUCCCCAGUGAUCACUCAGCAAUUCGCUGUGUCUUUGUUCUUCCCUCCGUCUGGGUCAAUAUCAGCCUGAGCGUAGCAAUAUCCUCUCUGUGUCCGCCUCACUGCUUGUAUGUACUGCACUUAUGAUCAAUAAACUUGGGAUAACAAGGUGUAGAGCUGGAUGAACACAGCAGGCCAAGCAGCAUCAGAGGAGCAGGAAGGCUGACGUUUCGGGCCUAGAGCCUUCUUCAGAAAAUCAGUAAACUUGGAACUGAAUCUGAUUUCCUCCUGUCACUAAAUAAACUAUCGCUGUCAGUAAUUACAAUUCACUCAUUGAGUAAUUGUGAAGUUCAGCAACUGUAGGAAGCUGCACAGCUGGUAAUUUCAGAUGAAAGGUGGAUGUGGUUGAUUCAGAUCAUCCUGCAUUCAAAUCCAGCCCAAACAGAUAAGUGAAAUUUCCUCCCUAGCUGCCUCUGCCUAUAAACAUUACUCCCUCCUCUAAAACUCAGCUGAAAUCUGAUCUCUCGACCAAAUCACAGCGAUUUCGACUCAGUCAGAUUCCUGCACUUUUACACAGUUUCGAUUAAGAACCAGCAAAGACGCCUCUCACAUGUGGCCAUGCCCUCAUGUCAAGAUGUGGAUACUGUUAAAGAUUUUUUGAUAAAAAAUCAACAAAUCCACUUUCAGAUUGAGGGGAGGCAUGAUGUGGAGUAAGUGAUUUAUCUACUGUCUGAAUGCAGCUCUCUAAUUUACAUAUUUUAAUGUGAUUGAGAGAUUCAGAUUUGAGCUGGUUGUCUUUAAUCAAGGGACCAUAUCACUUCCUCCAGAGUGUUGUAGCUAUUCGGAACAUUGUGUGGUGGCAGGCCAUCUGCAGUUUGGAUCAUCCCACUGGUCGUGGCCUGAGGCCCUGUUCUGAAAUUCAGUCAUGGGCCAACAUUUAUUUCCCAUCCCUGGGUGCCCCAGACGAGAUGAUGGUGAGCUGUCUUCUUGAACCGGGGCAAUCUAUUUGCUUGGCCCACAACAUUAUUGAGGAGAAGUUCUAGGACUUUGACCUAGCAACACUGAAAGAACAGUGAUAUAUUUCCAAGUCAGGAUGGUGAGUGGCUGGGAUGUAAACUUACAGGGGGUGGUGUUCCCAUGUAUCUGCAGCUCUUGUCCUUCCUAAUGGAAGUGUUCGUGGGUUUGGAAGGUGCAGUCUAAGGAUGCUUGGUGAAUUUCUGUAGUGCGGCUUAUAGAUAAUACACACUGCUGCAUAUUGCUGGGAAGACUGGAUGUUUGUGAAUGUAGUGCCAAUAAAGCGGGCUGCUUUGCCAUGGGUGGUGUCAAACUUCUUGAGUGUUGUUGGAGCCAAAUACAUCCAGGCAAGUGUGGAGUCUUCCAUCACACUCCUGACUUGUGCCCAAUCUUCCGUUUAAGCUACAUGGGUGCGAGGGUCUGCCCAUGGCGAUGCCAUUGCCAUUCGCAGCAUUCACCUACAAUUCCAGAAGUUGCUGCCAUGCACAGACCUUGGAUUUCUGCACAGAAAAAAAAGAGUGGAAACAUUGCUUGUUCCUUGCAGAUGGUCGACAAAUACUAGAGAGUCAGGAAGUGAGGUACUCACUGCAGUAUUCCUAGCCUCUGACCUGCUCUUGUAGUCACAGUGUUUAUAUGGAGAGUCUAGAUCAGUUUCUGGUCAAUGAUAACCCAAUGGUUGAUAGUGGGGCAUUUAGCGAUGGUAACACCAUUGAAUGUCAAGUCGCGGUGGUUAGAUUGUCUCUUAUAGGAGAUGGUCAUUGUCUGGCAUUUGUGUGCUGUGGAUAUUACCUGCCACUUCUGGGUGUCAGGCCGGUCAUUAUCCAGAUUUUGCUGCAUUUGACCAUAGACUGCUUCCAUGGACAUGGGCUCUUCUUAAGGGUCACAAAUGGUGCUGAACAUUAUGUAAUCAUUGGCGAACAUUCCCACUUCUGUCCUUAUGAUGGACAGAGGAUCAUUGAUGAAGUAGCAGAAGAUGUUUGGGCCAAGGACACUAUCCUGAGUAAGUUCUCCAGAGAUGCCCUGGGCUGAAGUGAAUGAUGCUUAAUAACCACAGCCAGCUUCCUAUGUGCCAGUUGUGAUUCCAACUAGCAGAGAGUUUGCCAUCUGAUGCCUAUUGAUACCAGUUUUGCUAGGGCUCCUUAAUGCCACACUCGUUCGAAUGCGGCCUUGAUAUCAAGGGCUGUGACUCUCACCUCACCUCUGGAAUUCAGUUCUUUUGUCCAUGUUUGAACCAAGGCUGUAAUGAGAUCAGGAGCUGAGUGGCCCUGGCAGAACCCAAACUGGGUGUCACUGAGCAGGUUAUUGCUGAGCAGGUGCUGCUUGUUGAUGACACAUUUUAUCACUUUACUAAUGGGGUGGUAAUUGGCCGGGGUGGAUUUGUCCUGCUUUUUGUGCACAAGACACACCUGGGAACCAUUUCACAAUGUUUGGUAGAUGCCAAUGUUGUAACUACACUGGCACAGUUUAAGUAAACUUUAAUUUGCUGCUUAAGGGCCUCAUACUGUAGGAUGGGCAGGUCGAUCCUAAAGACCUUCCCACUCUGAACGUACUUCAGGCAGUCACAGGAAAAUGGCAGAGUUUGGAUAUGCCAUACACCCAGCACACUAAAUGCCCUUCCUGCCUCCAAACUUGCCACCUCUGAAUGCAGAAGAUUGUGCCUUUGAUGUUGUCUAUAUCUAUUUAUACACAUAUGCCUUUGUUACUGUAGAGUAAUAAUCACACUGUAGCUACAAGGAAGUAUAAAUGCUGAUAUGAAUAGGAAAGAAGAUUGUUGUACUCAGGCCAGAGACAACUAGUGCAGAGCUCAGCUACCUCUAGCCUGAUCUGGAACCCAGUUUUUGUGAACUUUAACCAUGAUUGAAGAGUAUAGUGAGUUUUAUUUCGAAUAGAAGAAAACAAAAGCUUUUCAACAACUAGUACAGAAAGAAAAUUGACUGAAAUUCACUUUUGACGAUAAAUGUUCACGAAUGCUUUGAUCCAUUACAUUAAUAAAAUGCCGCCGUUCCCUUUGCUUUAACUUUAUCCUGGUCUCAAUGUUAGAAAAAGGGUAUAGUGUGGAUGGGGAGAAAAGAAAUACUUGCAAGAUUAAUAGCAAAACUGAAAAAGUAUAACUAUCAGGAAAGACUGAAUUAUGGAGUUCUUAGGAAAAGAGAAGGCUGAGGUAUUGAGAAGAUAGAUGCCUUGAAAAUUAUGGAAGGGUUUGAUUGAAUAAUCACAGAGAAAAUAUUAACUUGAAGGAAUUUCAAAACCAUGUGCAGUGAAUAUAGUAUAGGCAGCAAUAAACACCAUAAAAUAAUUAAGGAGAAACCUCUUUACGCUGUAGGUGAUUUUGUUAACAGCUCUUCCUACCUGUCCCUGCCCUCUUAAUGACUCAUGCACAUGCACACUCAGGCCUCUCUGCUCCUCCACACCGUUUAGAAUUGUCCCCCUUAUUUUAAUAGUAUCUCUCCGUAUUCUCUGUCCCAAAAUGCAUGAUAUCACACUUCGCUUCAUCUGCCACUUAUCUGCUGCCUGCACCAACUUGUCAACAUCUUUUUGAAGUUCUACACUGCUCACCUCAGAGUUUCCAAUGCUCCCAAGUAUCGUUUGCCUGAAAAUAUUGAAAUUGUCCACUGCAUAACAAGAAUGUAGAUCACACUUAGACAGCAGGGAAAGCAAGGGUCCUGAUACUGACUCCUGGGAUAUUCCACCACAAAACUUCCUCUGGUCCAAUAAGUACCCAAAACCAUUAUACUCCGUUUUCUAUCCUCAGCCAAUUUUAUAUCCAUGUUGCUACUGUCCUUUUUGUUCCAUGGCUUGUCACUUACCUUCCAAGGCUUUUGGUGGCACUAUAUUGAAAGCCUUUUGGAAGUACAUGUACGCUACAUAAACAGCAUUGCCUUCAGCAAUGGUGUCUGCUAUCUCUUCAAAAACUCCAGCAAGUUAACUUGACAUCAUUCACCUGAACGCAAUCUAAGAAUGCUUAGUUCUGAUGAAGAGUCACUGGACUCAAAACAUUAACUCUGCUUUCUUCCCACAGAUGUUGCUGGACCUGCAGACCUUCUCCAGCAAUUUCUGUUUUUGUCUAAGAAUGCUUGCCCCACAUUGAACUUUACACUGACAUUAUUAUUGUCUGUAUUCAGAUGAUUAAUGUCUCCCAAUGCAGCUACUGCAUGAGGUCUGGGCCUCUCUGUAAGUUCUUUGCAGAUUUGUUCCUCUCUGUCUUUCCUACUAGUUGGUGAUCUACAGAUUGCAUUGAGCAAUGUAAUUGCACACUUUUUGUUCCAUGUUCUAGCCAAUCGAUUCUUUCGUUGAACCCUUUUGGACAUCCACUUUCUCCAUCACUACAGAGCUAUCUUUAACCAAAACUGACUCAUCUUCCUUUCAUUCCUCUUUCCUGCUUUUUAUGAACACCUUGCAGCUACUUUACAGUACAUUUUAUGUAGUGUCUAUAUAAAUGAAGCAUAAUCUCCUUACUUUUGUUCUUAAUUCCCCUUGUAUUGAAUGAUAACAUUUCUGCACCUGCAUUACAGCCUUUUGCGAUUCAUGCACUAGAACACCCAAAUCUCUCUGCAUCUCAGAGGUUCUGAAAUCUCUCACCAUUUAGAUAAUAUGCUUCCUUUUUAUUCUUUCUGUUAAAAUAAACAGUUUCAAAUUUUGUUCUCUUCCUUACCUAUCUUUUGUGUCAUCAGCAAAUUUGUUGUUUGUCCUUUCAUCCAAGUCAGUUAUGUAAAUUGUAAACAGUUGAGGUCUCAGCUUUGAUCCCUGUGGCACACUACUCAUAACAACUUGCCAACCAGAAAAUAAGACUCGUUUAUGCCUACUCUCUGCUUUCUAUUAGCCAGACAGUCUUUCAUCUGUACCAACAUGCUAUCCCCUAAAUCAGGAACUUUUAGUUUUUGCAAAAAUGUGAUACCCCAUCAAAUGCUUUCUGAAAAUCUAAGUACAGCAAUCUACUGGCUCACUUUAAUGCAAAGCACAAAUGACUUCUUCUAAAAUUUCAACAGGUUGUUUAAAUAUGAUUUACCCUGUACACAACCAUGUUGACUUUGUCUUGAAUCACCUUGAACCACCCUGAACUUAUUUAAGUGCUCUGCUAUAACUUCUUUAAUAAUAGCUUCUAACUAUUUUCUCUCUGACAGAUGUUAAGCUAACUGGCCUAUUGUUUCCUGCUUUCUUUCACACCGAAACCUUCCGCCACCAUCACAUUUUUUGAAUAAAGGAAUUACAUUCGCUAUCUCCCAAUUAAGCUAAUUUAGGGAACUUUGGAAAAUUAAAACCAAUAAAUCAGCUGUCUGUCUUCCCACCUAUUUUUAAGACCCUAGGAUUAUAUCCAACAGGACCUGGGCACUUGUGUCAGCCCACAGUUCCAACAAUUUCCUCAGAACAAGGCUGCCCCUCCUCUGGUGAUUUUCCUGCAUUGUUUCCUUUAUAACAUUUUCUGAUUUUUCACGCUUCUGGAAUGUUACUUGUACCCUCUUAUAAUAUUUGUAGAAACUCUUCCUGUCUGUUGUUAUAUUUCUGGCUAGCUUUCUCUUGUACUCUAAUUCUCCCCUCAUUAAUUUUUUAAUCAUUCUUUACUUUUUUUUAAAAUCCUGUACAAUCUUUUGACCUCAGACAUAAUUUUGUGCAGUCGUAUGCUUUUAUUUUUAGGGUGUCCAUAUCGGUCCAUUUGUGUGAUGGUGUGGUUAGUUUUUGUGUCAACGUAAGUCAGUUUUGUGAUAGUGUCAGAUAAUGUGGAUGUUAGUGAUGGUCAGUUUGGGUUGUGUUGCCAAUCAAUUCAGAAGAUGGUAUUGAUAAGCUUGGGUAUCAAUGUCAGUCAGUUGGUGUGAUGGCAUUGGUCAGCUCGGGUGGUGGUGCCAGUCCUUUUAGGUGUCAGCGUUGGUCGACCUCUCCAGGCAUAUAUAGCCUAUUCGCAGAAAGAGUUAACAGCAGAACCCAUGAGAGUUGUUGCAAGUUCAGAGUUGGCCACUGGAUGGUGCCAUACACCCAUGCAUUCUAGUGGAAUUUCCAACCAUGGGAUCAUUCAUUUUUAGUGAUGAGAGAAUUGUUGAAUUACUGAGAUCCAAGUCACUCAACAGCACCACAUUUUAGUGCUUCAGCGUUUAAUCUCUUCAAGGUUAUUUACCAAAGCUCACCUUUUUAAAGGGCCAAUCGUGACAGACAAUGGCAAACGCACCCACAGUUGUGAUUGAGUAACAACUAAAAAGAACGAGAGUCAGAGGGUAAAAAACAGGGAUACAGAAACACACACAGGGGGAGGUGGUGACAACUAAGUGUAGAAACAGAAAUACUAUUGACCAUGUGAGGUUACCUUCAUGACUUACAGUAAUAGCAUUCUAAUUUCACAGGUCGGUGCAACAUCAAGGGCCGAAGGGCCUGUACUGCGCUGUAAUGUUCUAUGUUCUAUGUGCAUCAUUCUGUCCAUAAAUAAAUUUACUCAACUUCAUGGCUCUGUUAUCUAGCACCACUGCAAUGCCAUCGACGCUCAAAUUAAAAACAAAUUUCCAGCAAUUUAAUUAAAGCAAAUAACUGAUUCAGA
Molecule: messenger RNA, 7818 nt
Organism: Rhincodon typus (whale shark)
Lineage: Eukaryota; Metazoa; Chordata; Chondrichthyes; Orectolobiformes; Rhincodontidae
Product: serotransferrin-A-like
Exons: 10
Coding region: 165-1292 (375 amino acids)
Biological process (GO): iron ion transport; antibacterial humoral response
Cellular component (GO): early endosome; recycling endosome; extracellular region
Source: RefSeq, a predicted model, not a curated record